This is a messenger RNA of Sphenostylis stenocarpa, 843 nucleotides long. Lineage: Eukaryota; Viridiplantae; Streptophyta; Magnoliopsida; Fabales; Fabaceae. The record is from the annotation of a GenBank genome assembly.
AUGAAUAACUUGGUCCUAUCUCUUGCUCCUAAAUUCACAAAAUUGCAAACUUUAAUCCUUCGUCAAGACAAACCUCAACUGGAGGACAAUGCUGUUGAGACCAUUUCAAAUUUCUGUCGUGACCUGCAAAUCCUGGACCUCAGCAAAAGUUUCAAGCUCACAGAUCGUUCAUUGUAUGCCAUAGCCCUAGGUUGUCGCAAUCUUACAAAACUGAACAUUAGUGGUUGUUCAGCCUUUAGUGACAAUGCCCUGGCUUCCCUAGCCAGUUUAUGCACAAAUCUGAAAGUUUUGAAUCUCUGUGGAUGUGUUAAAGCUGCAUCUGAUACUGCAUUACAGGCAAUUGGACAUUUCUGCAAUCAGUUACAGUCUUUGAAUAUUGGAUGGUGUGAAAAUGUCAGUGAUGUUGGAGUAAUGAGUUUAGCGUAUGGCUGCCCUGAUCUUCGAACACUUGACUUGUGUGGUUGUGUCCUUAUAACAGAUGACAGUGUAAUUGCCUUGGCAAACAGAUGUCCUCAUCUGAGGUCCCUUGGGUUGUACUACUGCCAAAACAUAACAGACAGAGCAAUGUAUUCUUUGGCACAGAGCAAAGUAAACAGUAGGAUGUGGGGGUCUGUGAAAGGUGGAAAUGAUGAGGAUGGACUGAGGACUUUGAACAUUAGCCAAUGCACAGCACUCACCCCUUCUGCUGUGCAGGCUGUGUGUGACUCAUCCCCUGCACUCCACACCUGUUCAGGAAGACACUCACUCAUCAUGAGUGGUUGUCUGAGUUUGACAUCUGUGCAUUGUGCAUGUGCUGGUCAAGCACACCGCGCUAUCAACACCAUUCCUCAUACAGCUCAUUAG